Messenger RNA from Dermacentor andersoni, 2880 nucleotides. Lineage: Eukaryota; Metazoa; Arthropoda; Arachnida; Ixodida; Ixodidae. The record is from RefSeq and is a predicted model, not a curated record.
ACAUACGCGUGAAGUCUUAGGCAUCGGCUCGCUGACCUGUUGGCGUGAAGGUAAUGAUGACUAGCGUGGACAAAAGUGAAGCGAUAACCCGAGAGUUUUCGAUGUCCGUUUGCCAUAGCUCGUGGAAGCCCCGUCUCGUCAUUUCGGCCAACCGCCUGGUGCCUACAGCUGCCGCCGUACUCACUUGAGUGCCAACGAAGGAGCAUGCGGCGGGCGGCGGCCUUCCUGCUGCUGUCGGCUCUGGUUUCGACCGCUCGCGCUGCCGAGCCCAUGCGCUGCAUCGUGCAGCCCACUCACGGCUCGGUGCUGGAGACGAGCUUCCUCGUGGGCUGCACGGGAGGAGAGGAGGGCGUCCCACUGCGCGUCUACCUGCGGGACCAUGCCACUGCCGGCCCCUACCAGGGUCGCCUUGUGCAUGUACUUCCGGGUCCUGGCGCGUACCGCGUAAAACUGCCCAUGGGCGACGCCGAGCAGGCCUACGCCAUGGGGCUGCACGUGCACGGCGCCGAUUCGCCGCCCACGAACGUCACCGUGACGCCGCCGCACCACUGCGAACCACUUGCACAACUGGUGGCGACCCCUGGAGGCGACGUGCCCGUUGACAGUUCGGUGCACCCGACGCUCUCUCUGGUGGCGGUAGCGGCGAGCUACGCAGCCGCCUGCGGACACUCGCCGGACUCGACGUCGGCGCUGCUUCUACCGCUGCUCCAGAGGGCGAGGGUGCGCACGCCGCUGCAGCUGGAGCACGGCGCCGAAGCACUGCGCGCUCUGGGAUUCGCAGUCGCAGGCACGUUGAAGCACACCGUGUACAUGAAACGGGGCAGCGGGCUGUCUUCUUCCGGCGGGCAGCUGGGCGUGACCAGGCUGGCGUCCCGUUGGGCGGGCGCCCUGCGCUCGCGGAGUCUGUUGUCGGCGCCGCAGCAGCCCAGGCUCGCCUCGUCUGUGGCACUGCUGCGCGCCGUGGCCACGCUGCACGGCAACGCGGUGCGAGAUCCCUCGUCGUGCCACCACGGACCGUCCAGGACCGUGCCCAGAGCUCUGCUGUCGACGCUGGACGAAGUGCAGCGUACCCUGGCGUCCUCGGUGCAGGACUCGCUGUCGCUGCACCUGUCCGGCUACGGGGUGUGCGUACGCGGUGCGCAACCACGCGAGCGCGUCACCACACUGGGGCUGCCCAACGGAAGCGUUGUCAACUUGGAGCCAGCCUCAGCUGCCAGGUGCCUCGUGAUGGACGUGAGUCCGUUCCCGUGCGCGGACGACUCGCUGCUGAACACGCAGUUCGUGAUGGUCAAGCGGGCUGACGGCCACGCGGCGGAUCAGGCGUCGAUAAUGGUCGAGCUGUUCCUGCGGAAGCGGCGGCCCGACUCACCGCUGGCCGCAAAUAACCGCGCGUACGCCAGUCGUGGCCUCGUCACACUGCACAAGUUGGACGUGCCGGCAGCCGCUGCGGGAUUCGACCUGCUUGUCCAUUUGGAGCCGGAGAGGCCCAUAGAUCUGCUCCAGGUGACGUUCAGCGCUGGUCGCGAGCCCACGGAGGCCGAGCUCCUGCGCAGCCCCGGUCCCGAGUGGCGCUCCAACCGCACGCUGGUGCCGCGGGUGGCUCUGGGCGGUCGCCCGCUGUUCGUGGCCGUUCGUCUGAAGCUGGAGUGGGGGGUGGGCGCCCUGCGGCCCGCCGACCCGCGUCGCGUCCGCUAUAGGCUGUGGACCGCGCUGGUGGCUUGCCGCAGCUGGCGGCGACCCGCGUGGUCGGGACGAGGCUGCGCCGCGGUUCUCGACUCGUCGUUGGAGACGCUGCACUGCCGCUGCUCGCACCUGUCGUGGUUCUCCGGCGCCCACUGGGUGGCGCCGAACGAGAUAUCCUGGAGGAAGGUGUCGCGCGGUGUCCGCGAGCGCCACCUGCUGGUCAGCAGCUGCGUGUUGGCCCUGUGGCUUCUGUACGGCGCCGUGCUGCUGUGGGCUCGCCGAGCAGACCAGCGGGACGAAGUCUACAACACGGUGACCGACCUGCAACAGAACCUGCCCACCGACCAGCAGCCCUACAUAGUCACCAUCAUCACCGGCUUCCGUCGCAACGCCGGCACCACCAGCAAGGCGCGUGCCUGUGCCCGUCUUUGGCUCUUGUUUUGCGUCACGUGAAGCUACUGUAUACACGCUCCCUACGGUAUCUUUAAGAGAAUGCGCAAUAACUGCACUAUUAAAGUGCGGGCAUAACCGUCUUACACGGCAAUGCGACGCUGCGACGUCGACUCUCCCGAUGUCACGAUGGCUUUUUCUUUUUCUUUUUUUGUCGUAGAUGGCUCCCGCCCCCGCUUUGAUCAUGCAAAAUAUUCGUUAUCUAUAAUCUGAACCGGAUGAAUUUUUAAAUCUUUUUAAUGAAACAUAGGUAUUAUUUGUGACAUACAAUUAUCCCAACGGAAAAAAUCAUUACGGUGUCAAGAAAUAUCUAUAUCGAAUACGUGACAUCACUAAUAAUCCCUCAAAAGUUAGUUAUGACUCUGUUUGUUAACCAGAUUGUCCAUCUAUUGUUUCAAAAAGCACAUUGCCUUAUACCAUAUCUCUCCAUAAGAAAAUGAACGUUAUAGCAUGAGCCAUUCUUGCUACUGAAGUUUCCUUCAUAACGUGAAAUAUUUUUGUACAAGAAAUUUAAACGUAUAGGCUAAUCCGGUACGAUUUUGCAUUGCGUUCCUUUAUACAGGCUAUUCAUAUGUAUGUGUUGCUUAUGUGCGAAACGCCUUUGGGUUUUUCACUGUCGAACAGAAUGUGUCUUCUUUCCAUUGUGUAUUUUUUGGAAUUGACUCUUGUGCCCCGUACCCAGCCACAUUAUCGUCUUCGGGUGAAUGUAGCUAUGCGAAUGAAUAAAUACCAUACAAGUUGAUUCUU